AGGAGGGUGGGGGGUCUCUCAGAGAAAGGAAGACAGACCUGCAGUUCUGAGAGAAUGAGAGAAGUUGGGUGGAUAGUGGUGUUUGUGAUGAUUUUCAUCAGCUGCAAUGCCCUCCUGGAUCUGUCUGGUGUCCACCAGGUCAAGGGCACAUGGAUGGGAUCCACCACUUUACCAUGUACCUACGUGCCUUCAGAAGGUUUCACAGAGCAAGCACUCAGUUGGAGUGUGGAGCGGGACUCUAGCACCUCUACCAUCUUUCGGAGGGAUGAUUCUGGUGACCACAUCUUGCUCUCUAACUUCCGAGAUCGAGUCAGCGUCCCAAAACACAGCCCAGGGAAUGUCUCACUCCUAAUUGAGAACCUUGAAAUGCCUGACAGCGGACACUACACCUGUCAAGUCAUCUGGAGGUCUACAAAUAACAGUUUGAUAACAAGGGAGGUGACCACUAUAGUUAAAAUCGUCAAAGUGGCAGCCACCAAGCCCAUCAUCAGGGCCGGCGAGCUGGGGCUGACGGUCCCGGCCGGAGCCAGCACCAGCCUGACGUGUGAGGCCAGCGGGUCCCCCCCCAUCAGCUACCGCUGGUUCCGGAGCACCCCGGGGGGGAACGUCCUGCUCCAGAGCAGCGGGGCCGAGCUGGCGUGGGACAGCCUGCGGCCCUCCGACAGCGGGAUGUAUUUCUGCGAGGCAGCAAACAGGGCUGGGGGCGCAGCGGGCCAGCAGAGCGACACCGUGCAGCUGACAGUGACAGCAGAUCUGCUCCCAACAAUGCUGGUCUCCAGGAUGGAUACUGCUCCAGAAGGGUCUGUCACGGACACAGAUCCUCUCUAUGAAGUUGCUUUCCACAGCACUGCAGGUGUCACGGCGCUGGAGGCUGAGGUGAAAGUCCCUAUUAAAUGUCUUCACAAGGAGACAUGUUCUAAUGCUGAAACAUCCAAUGACACUUUCACCGUGAAAGACAGGAAGAGUCCUGAGUAUGAGAACCUUGUGACUGCAAUGGAAUCAGAACAUGAAACAGAGGGAAUUUAGCAGAGUACCAGCUCUUCUGCAUGAGCAGCAAUGCAGGACUGCACAUACCAAAUGGUGCACUUAACAGGAGCAGACCCUUCCUCCUGUUGGUCUUCUGCUCUGAUAAAUGUUUCACUGCUUGCUUAAACCCAGAGGAGCUGCAUAAUCUUCUUGGGCUUUGGCAAACAAGGCCUUGCCCGCUGGAGCAAAAACCCUCAGCUGAGCAUUUGUCUAUCCACUUCUACAGAGUGAGUAAUUUCUGAGCAGCCUGAAUGACUAAGGUCAGGAAGAGAGGAUCUGAGGGACUUGGAACGUGAACGUCUUUAGUCUGCAAAUCCAGGAGUAGCUGGGUGCAAUGCUACCAGCCAGUAACAGCAGCAAGGGGUACUUUUCAGUGCAUGUUCCUGUUAGGACAUCCCAGGCUGCAAAGAACCAGGGAUUGUGCUGGAAAUGGACGUCCUCUGGCUUUUGCAGUACAGCAAAUACUGGUUUGCACA
Molecule: messenger RNA, 1502 nt
Organism: Manacus vitellinus (golden-collared manakin)
Lineage: Eukaryota; Metazoa; Chordata; Aves; Passeriformes; Pipridae
Product: V-set and immunoglobulin domain-containing protein 4
Exons: 6
Coding region: 55-1026 (323 amino acids)
Biological process (GO): negative regulation of interleukin-2 production; negative regulation of complement activation, alternative pathway; negative regulation of T cell proliferation
Molecular function (GO): complement component C3b binding
Source: RefSeq, a predicted model, not a curated record